This is a messenger RNA of Nicotiana attenuata, 2316 nucleotides long. RefSeq lists its product as uncharacterized. The record is from RefSeq and is a predicted model, not a curated record. Lineage: Eukaryota; Viridiplantae; Streptophyta; Magnoliopsida; Solanales; Solanaceae. The transcript has 3 exons. The coding region runs from base 518 to 2125 and encodes 535 amino acids. Gene Ontology annotation, molecular function: metal ion binding.
CCAAAAUCCCGAGGGAGGAGUGUGGACUGAACAGUGACCAAAAACUUUGAGCUUUGACUGAGAGAGAGAGAGAGAGAGAGAGAGAGAGAGAGAGAGAGAGAGAGAGAGAGGAAAAUGGGGACAGAAAACACAAAAGCAGCAAAUUCAGAGUUGUUGAGUGAGACAGUAAAGUAAAGGACCAGCCACUGCCUUGCCCCCAUUAUUGAUAUAACUGGCAGCCAUUCCGAAUUUUAAGCCUUUACUUAUUUUGUGUGUUUCUGCUCUCUCUCUCUAUACCGUUACUGCCUAUAGCUUUUCAGUGUUUGUGUAAUACUCAAUUCACACACACACACACACACACAGUGAAUUAUAGGUGGUUUCCGGUAAUGAGUAUGGCUGGAGAAUCUGUGUGACUGUGUUUGUCUCUGUCUUCACUCUCUCUUUCUACCGUUACUGGCUAUAGCUUUUAACUGUUGUGAAAUUCACUCAAUUCACACACACACUCAGUGGAUUUUACAGGAAUAUUAAGUCGCCGGUAAUGGGUAUGGCCGGAGAAUCAUCAUCGUCGUCGUCGUCGUAUUCGGGGAAGCUGAAGAAAGCAGCAAAAAAGAUGUUAGUUCAAACAUGUGGCUCUUUUCGUUGUGGAUACCAAAACCCUCCUUCUCCUGUCCCCGAUAACACCACCACCACCAUCACCUCUGCAUUUGCUUAUCCUGAGCUGUUGAAGAAUCAUACUGCUGUAGUUAAACCUUCACAAUUAGACUCUAUUACUAACACGCCUUCUAACAAGAAUUUUUGUCCAAUAUGUCUGGAUCCGUUGACCUAUAGCUGUGACAGCAGCCCAGGACAAGCUAUAUUCACAGCGCAAUGCUCUCAUGCUUUUCACUUUGCUUGCAUAUCAUCUAAUAUCCGCCAUGGCAAUGUUACUUGCCCUGUUUGCCGUGCACAUUGGACUCAACUACCUCGGACAUUGAAGAUGGAUUAUUCUGCUCACAACAAUCAAGCUGAUCCCAUUCUCCAGAUUCUUGAUGAAUCAAUUGCUACUUCGCGGGUACAUAGACGUUCCUUUUUGCGCUCUGCUCGCUAUGAUGAUGAUGAUCCAAUCGAGCCUGACCGUACAUCAGAUCUUCACCGUCUGCAUCUGUCUUUGUCACCUAUCACUCAUGGUACCUCUAUGUUUGAUCCUUGCUCAAAUCCAAAGUCUGGCUUUAGUUCAUGCCAUUGUCCUCAGCAUUGUCUAUCUAGUUCUUCUUUAGAAUCUUCACAUCCAGCAGCGCAACAUUUUGCAGAACGCGGGCAGACCCCUAUUGUUUCCACAUCCUCUAGGAGAGCUUAUCUCUGCUUAAAAUUGGCACAUCAGCCGGCCACCGACUUAGUCUUAGUUGCAAGCCCAAAUGGACCUCACCUAAGGCUUAUGAAACAAGCCAUGGCAUUGGUGGUAUUUUCACUCCGACCUAUAGACCGCUUGGCUAUUGUUACCUACUCUUCUGCCGCAGCACGUAUCUUCCCCCUCAAGUGUAUGACCUCUUACGGGAAGCGGACAGCACUACAAGUGAUUGAUCGACUGUUUUAUAUGGGCCAAGCUGAUCCAGUAGAAGGACUCAAGAAAGGAGUAAAGAUACUAAGAGAGCGCACCCACCAAAAUCCUCAUUCUUUUAUUCUGCAUCUGUCUGACAAUCCAACAAGAUCUUUCCAUGGGUUUCACUUGGAACUUCCUAUUACAAUCCAUAAGUUUCAUGUAGGAUUUGGAUUUGGCACUUCAAAUGGGUUUGUCAUGCACGAGUUUGAGAGAUUUCUUGCUAAAAUAUUAGGUGGUGCGGUUAGAGAAAUUGCAUUGAGGAUUGGGCAGGACUCUAGGAUUAUGAGGAUUGGAGAAUUACGAGGGGGUGAGGUGAGGAGAAUCCCGUUGCUUUUGGAAGAGUUGGACCAGGUCCAUGUGGUGUAUACCUACAUUGAUUGCAUGAUGGAUGACUCUGUUAAAACAGGGGAAAUUGUAGUCAGAAUUGGUGAUAGAAAAGAACUGACUGAUGCUGUUGACGCUGUUGAAAGCACAGGCGGAAGAAGUAGCAGUGUUGAGAGCUGGGAAUAUCACGAUCCGUUCAUGGCUAGAAGAUGGGCUAAGCGUUUGCAUGGCUAUAGGAUAUGAUGUUCACGACUUUGAUUCCUUACCCUGAAAUCCUUGAUCCCAUCACUCCGAUCUCCGGGGAUGAUCUAUUAAUUGAACAAAGAUUUUUUUUUUUGAGAAUCUGUAUUAUACGUGAGAUCUUGAAAUGCAUGAAUAGAUGUCUUGUAUAUCUGUGUUCCUACUUUUCUUAAGGAAUCUUCUAUAGUUGGGUG